GGGAGAAAUCGCGUUUUGAAUUCCUGCCGCUGCUCCGACCUGCUGGGAAUCUCUGCCCUGAAUUCCAGAGGCGCUGGGAGUUCCUGUGGAAACAAAAACGGAGCGAAGUGUGCCAGGACAGCGUUACCUGGGGGAAAAAACACGGAUUUUCGCUGUUACCUGGGGAAAAACACGGAUUUUCCCUGUUACCUGGGGGGAAACAUGGAUUCUCACUGUUUGAGCGUGAAAGCAAACAAGCCCUGGGGAUAAACUUUGAAUUUCUGCUGGUGGGAGGUUUUUGGGCUGCUCUGUGUGUGAUUUCAGUAGAAAUUGCAGGACUUUGGUUGUUUUUUGUGUUUUUUGGCCGGCGAUUCUCCGUUCUGUGCUCUCGUGUUUGUGCUGGUUUGGGGUUUAUCUGGGUGUUUAAACGUGUGAGUGGCACAUCCCGGGGUGUUUCACAGGGAUUUGUGUGCGGGGAUAAAUCCAGAAUAAAUCAAUGUACAGAGGCCAUCCCGUGCGAAGCCACAGAGCGAAACGAGCAACAGGGAAAAAAAAAAAAAAAGGCCCUGCCACCCUCAAAACUCCUCAAAAAUCAAAAUUUGCCGAGGCUGCGCAGGGUGAAAUCUGCUGGCAGCAUCUGUUCCCCCCCGUUCGGCGGGGACCCUAUUCAUGUCAGGAGCCUUUCAGGCCCCAAGAUGGAUUCCUGGCACUAUUAUUGUGUUUUUUCUGCUAACCUUUCAGGUCAGCUCCCACCCGACAGCUGGAGAGGGGCCGUCACGUGGCCUCGGGGUGCCAAUGUUCUGCCAUAGGGGUGUCAGGACCCUGGUAGGCACAAAAACGCUCGCGGAAGAUGCAGAAGGCCUCGUACUACGACAGCUCCACGCUCUUCGGGGGUUACUCCUACGGCAAUGGAUUCGGCUACGAGGGCGCCCAGCCGCCUUUCCAGGCCUCUUCCCACGUGGAGAGCGACUUCCAGAGGUCCUCCUGCUCCCUGCAGUCCCACGGCAAAAAUAAGGAGCUCAACGGGAGCUGCAUGCGGCCCGCGGAGCCGCCGGCGUCGCCCAACGCCGCCAACGCCGACGGCGCCGCGGGCCAGGCCGGAGCGGGGAAAAACACCCCCGGGAAAGGCGGCCUGGGCGCCGGCGCCAGCAUCUCCAAGCAGAUCUUCCCCUGGAUGAAGGAGUCGAGGCAGAACUCCAAGCAGAAGAACGGCUCGCCCAGCGCAGAGACCUGCGGCGGCGGCGGCGAGAAAAGCCCCCCGGGCUCGUCGGCCUCCAAGAGGGCGCGCACGGCCUACACCAGCGCCCAGCUGGUGGAGCUGGAGAAGGAAUUCCACUUCAACCGCUACCUGUGCCGGCCACGGCGCGUGGAGAUGGCCAACCUGCUGAACCUCAGCGAGCGCCAGAUCAAGAUCUGGUUCCAGAACAGGAGGAUGAAGUACAAAAAGGAUCAGAAAUCCAAAGGCAUGGGCGGCUCUUCCUCCGGCGGGCCUUCCCCGGCGGGCAGCCCCCCGCAGCCCAUGCAGGCCUCGGCGGGGUUCCUCAACGCCUUGCACCCCAUGAGCGGCGCCUACGAGGCGCCGUCGCCGCCUUCCUUCAGCAAACCCCACCAAAACGCCUACGCCGUGGCCGCCCCCGGCUACCAAGCGGCCCUGAAGGGUUGCCCGAGCCAGCAGAAAUACGGCGGGCCCGCGGCGGCGGCCGAGUACGAGCCGCACGUGCUGCAGGCCAACGGCGUGGCCUACGGCACGGCCGGCAUGCAGGGCAGCCCCGCGUACGUCGGAGGGAACUUUGUGGAUUCUCUGCCCGCCUCGGGCCCGGCCCUUUACGGCCUCAACCACCUGGGCCACCACCAGGCCGCCGGCAUGGACUACGGAGGGGCGGCCCCGGGGCAGCCCCACGGACCGUGCGAGAGCCACGCCACCUACACGGAGCUCUCGUCGCACCACGCGACUUCUCAGGGCAGAAUCCAAGAGGCGCCCAAGCUCACCCACCUGUGAGAGGCGGAGCUGUUUUGGGGAGAAAAAGGGCGGUUUGGGUUUCAGGGAUGCUUGCGUUGGGUUUUUUCCCGGCCUCGUUGGUUUUGGCGGGGUUAUCGCGCUCGGGGUUUUGGGGUUUGUUGUGAGCACAAAAUCCAAGCGGUUUUGGUGGCUUUGGGAGGGAGGAACCUCCUGGGGUUUGGCACAAAUUCUUCUGAAAAGGGCUCGGGGUGGUUUCAUGGGAAUUCUGCAAGGUUUGAGUGGCCAAGUCCAUCGUUUCCAAGCCACGUCUGCAUCUUCACCAGUAAUUCCCAGAUGCCGGGAAGGAGAAGAGUCCUCCAGCCAAGUUUUGGGGUAUCUGCAUCCAAGAAACCCCAAAGAGAUGCACCAGGAAGUUCCCCCCACUUUGAGUCCUUCUCCAGAUCCUCUGUGCGUUCCUUCCCAGCCCUCGGAGGAAGGGUUGUCCCUUUCCAGCGGAAAAAGGAAAAACCCAAUUUCCCGCUGGAAAAAGGAAAAACCCAAUUUCCCGCUGGAAAAAGGAGAAACCCAAUUUCCCGCUGGAAAAAGGAGAAAUCCACUUUCCCACGGCGUACCUUCCCACCAAACCCCCAAACCUGCAAAUCCCCACAGCGGCCAACGCCCGGGAGCCACGCUCGUCCCUCCAGGCCCCGCUCCCCCUCUCCAAAACAACACAAAAUAAAUUUAAAAAUUCGGCAUAAGAGAGGUCGAACCCCACAAAGGGUCGAGGAAAUUGUUGGGAACGCCUAAAUCCCCCUUUUCUCCCCCCACCCCAAAUUCCCAAAGAGAGGAAGAAAGAGUUGCCAGGUUCUGAAUAUUUCCCUUCCUUCGCCCUCUGCUGAGGUGAAAUCUCAAUUUCUCCAUUUGGGGAGGGUUUCUCUUUUUUGGGGGGGCGUUUUUUAGGGCUGACGAGCAGCAAAAAAAGCAAUUGGGGAAAUCCUGAGCUUCUUUCCUCCUCUCCUUUGAGCUGACGUGAAAACAGGGUAUAUUUGAGCAGAGGGAAUGUCCUCCCACGGAAGCAGAAGCCAAGGGAUCCUGGGAUCUGCUGACGCUUUCCUGCCUGGACAUCUUUGUUGCACUUAGAGUUUACAUAUAAUGGGUAUUAAAAAUUAAUAAUAAUAAAUAAAAGCAACUUUGAAGGGCUCUCAGCUCCGUCGAGGCGCCCUUCAGUUAGGUGUGUGUUCUGGUGAACAUUCAUAUAUAUUUAUUUGUUAUAGCCAGUUGAAAAUAUUUUCCUUUUUUUUUCUUUUUUUUGUAUUAUUUAUCCUCCCCAGACCAUGUAUUUAUAUGAGGGAAAAGCAACGAAAAAAAAAAGAAAAUGACAAAAAUAAGAAUCAAACGGUACUUUUUUAGUAUUUCCUUCAAAAAAAAAAAAAAAGGCAGAAAAAAAGUAAAAAAAAAUUUAAAAAAAAAGGACAUUGUGUUCCCCUUGUCACUGUACCACGAGCUCCUUUUAGUUAUUGUAAUUUAGGGAGAAGCAGUAGUUUUCUGUUACCUUGGUACUUAUGAAUAAUGUAAUUAGUUCUACUGGAGGCAUGAGAGCAGAAGCAGCCUGUAAUUGUUUCGUCCUGAAUUAGAAGAAUUUCAUCGCGGCUCCCUCCCUCCCUCCGUGCGCCCCUCCUCUCCUCUCUUUGUUCUUACAGUAGUUCUUUUCUUCCCUCGCUUCGAGGGCUGCCUGCUCAACAAUUCCCGAAUAAACUUGCUGGUCUCCGUUUCAUCUCGUGCUGUCCCUCGGCCUCGGAGGGGAAGAGAAAAGGAUUUCAAAGGGGGAAAAUAAAAUUGGUGAGGUGGGGAGGAAGGAGAGGGAUGGAGAGCGGAGCCCGCUUUGGGGUGAAAUCCUGCGAAUUCGGGCCCACAAAGAGGGAUCACGUGGAGCCGGGGCCGGGCUGCCAUUGGAGAGGGAAUGAAAACAAAGGAAAAGGAUUAAUCACGGGAAAUAAUAAAUAAAAACCAGGAGAGGGAAAAGUGAAAGAGAGGAGGAAACGGAAAAACGGCCCAGAGUUUCCAUGCGGGGCCUUGGGAAGCGACGAGCGAUGAAAUCCCUAUUUUCUGUGUUUUUUAAUUGAGUAUUAAAUGAUUGAAUUCUGGCGAAAACAAUUGAGUUCUGGCUAAAACAACGGAAUUAUUUCUGAAACGGGAGCGUGCGCCCAGCCGCACCUCCCCGGGCACCCCGAAUUUGGGGUAAAAGAGGCAAAAAUCCCCCCAGAAAAGGCGAAAGGGAAAGGCGAGAACAAACCUGGGCCGGCAGCGAAAGCAGGCGGAGAACGCCGUGGAUAAUUCGCUUUUUAUGCUCUAAAGCCCUAAGAAAACUCCCAUUAAA
Passer domesticus (house sparrow) is the source of this 4295-nucleotide messenger RNA. It is a transcript of the gene HOXB3, whose product is annotated as homeobox B3. NCBI's taxonomy places the organism in Eukaryota, Metazoa, Chordata, Aves, Passeriformes, Passeridae. The record is from RefSeq and is a predicted model, not a curated record. Gene Ontology annotation, biological process: anterior/posterior pattern specification; regulation of transcription by RNA polymerase II; embryonic skeletal system morphogenesis. Gene Ontology annotation, molecular function: RNA polymerase II cis-regulatory region sequence-specific DNA binding; DNA-binding transcription factor activity, RNA polymerase II-specific. Gene Ontology annotation, cellular component: nucleus.